Messenger RNA from Alternaria atra, 594 nucleotides. RefSeq lists its product as uncharacterized. The transcript has 4 exons. NCBI's taxonomy places the organism in Eukaryota, Fungi, Ascomycota, Dothideomycetes, Pleosporales, Pleosporaceae. The coding region runs from base 1 to 594 and encodes 197 amino acids. Gene Ontology annotation, cellular component: multivesicular body; ESCRT III complex. The record is from RefSeq and is a predicted model, not a curated record. Gene Ontology annotation, biological process: endosome transport via multivesicular body sorting pathway; late endosome to vacuole transport; protein transport.
AUGUCGGGUCUCGAGAAUGCGCUUUUUAACCUCAAGUUCACGGCCAAGUCGCUGAACAGGCAGGCGCUCAAAGCUGGCAAGGAGGAGCAGGCCGAGAAGACCAAGCUGGAAAAGGCGAUGAAACAAGGCCACAACGACAUUGCACGCAUAUACGCCGGAAACGCCAUCCGCAAGCAGAAUGAGAAGCUCAACCUUCUACAACUUGCCUCGCGCGUCGAUGCCGUCGCAGGCCGCGUGCAAACAGCAGUCACAAUGCGACAGAUUACAGGCAACAUGAUGAAGGUCAACCGGAGUCUAGACGUGGCUAUGAAGUCUAUGAGUCCAGAGAGGAUUGCCUCCGUCAUGGUCGAUUUUGAGAAGCAGUUCGAGAACGUAGACUCCGCCACCGAACUCUAUCAGGACAUCACCUCCUCCGCGACCGCAGUCGGCACACCACAAGAAGACGUCGACCGCCUGAUGGCGCAGGCAGCGGACAAGGCCGGCGUAGAUCUACAGCAAGAUCUCCAAGAAGCCACACCGGCUAAGACCAAAGUUGGGCCCACUGAACAAGAAGAGGAAGCGUUUACCGAGAGGCUGCGCGCUCUAAGGAAUUGA